GUUUCACUUCUGCUUGUGUGAAUGUGGCUUGUGACUGCAGCCACAAAGGGCUAUAUACCCCAGCUGGUUCCGCAUAUCUCUACCAAGGUGGAGAAACUGCCACCAUCCCCUCUGUGGACUCCUAGAGCCAAAGCAGAAAAAGUGACAUCUGGCUGGUUCUCCUAAGUGGACAAAAGCAGACGUUUGCCUAUCAGGAAAUGGAAGACACUGAGGAUUUUGUGGGUAAGAGGCCACAUCCAGUUGACGAUGAUGUAUUUAAAGAACCAAUGAAAAAAAGAAAACGUUCAGAUAGAGACCAGCGGUUCCGCGCAUUUCCCUCUGUGGAACAAAGUGCUCUUAAGGAAUAUGAAAAAUUAGAGUCACGGACCAGAAGGGUUUUGAGCAACACUUAUCAGAAACUUAUUCAGUCUGUCUUCCUGGAUGACAGCAUUCCUAAUGGAGUCAAAUAUCUCAUAAACAGGCUUCUUGCCUUGAUUGAAAAACCAUCAUUGGACCCAAUCUACAUUGGAUUAUUCGGAAGCACAGGGGCUGGGAAGAGCUCCUUGAUCAACGCUAUCAUCCAGCAAGCAAUGUUUCUACCAGUAUCUGGAGAAAGUAUAUGUACGUCAUGUAUUGUACAAGUGAGCUCAGGCUGCUGUGAGCAGUAUGAGGCUAAAAUCCACCUUCUCUCGGACCAGGAGUGGAAGGAGGAGCUGAAGAACUUGACUAAACUCCUGCACAGGACAGAGGAACCAGACAGAGAAGAGGCAGACGUGUGGGACAGGGAUGACGCUGUGGAGGAAGCCAUCUGGAAGCUACAGAUGUUUUACGGAAAUGGAGCGGAAAGAAAGAGCUAUGAAGAGCUACUGAGGGCAAGGCCCAAAGGAAAGAUUCCCACCUCCAGAAUCAUCACCCUCAAGGCAGAAGAGGCAGGAGAGCUGUCUGUCAAGCUGGACCCCUACAUCCGGACUCAGAGGAGAGACUUGGAUGGAGAGUCAGCUGAGACACAAAUUUGGCCCUUGAUCAAACACGUGGAAGUGACUCUUCCCAAAUCAGAGCUGAUUCCAGAAGGCGUUGUGCUGGUGGACAUCCCAGGCACAGGCGACUUCAACAGCAAGAGGGAUGAAAUGUGGAAAAAGACCAUUGAUAAAUGCUCAGUGAUCUGGGUGAUCAGUGACAUUGAAAGAGUUUCUGGAGGGAGAGCCCAUGAAGACCUGCUGAACGAGAGCAUCAAAGCCUGCCAAAGGGGCUUCUGCAGAGACGUGGCACUGGUGGUCACCAAGACCGACAAACUCCACCUGCCAGAAUAUCUGAGGGAAAGAAAAGUGAGAAAUGGAGAUAUUUUGAGUCAGCGGGAGGCUGUUUUAGAAAGAAAUGAAAUGAUAAAACUACAAAGGAAUAGAAUUCUCAAGGAAAAGCUCAAGAGAAAACUGCCCGGUGACUCCAAGGUUCUGGAGGCUUCUGACCUGGUGUAUACAGUCAGCGCCCAGGAAUACUGGCAGCAGGCUCUCCUCACUGAGGAGGAAACUGAAAUCCCCAGGUUAAGAGGCUAUAUCCGGAAAAGACUCCUGGACAAGAAGAGGAGGAUGGUGACCAAGUAUGUGACUGAAGCCUUUGGUUUAUUGCUCCUCACAGACAGUUUCAACUGCAUGGAAAACCCGCCGAAUGAAUACUUGCACAUGAGUGGCCUGCGGAGAUUUGUGGAAGAAAAGAUACAGCUGCUGGAGAAGGCCAUUGACCAGUGCUUUGCCCACAUAGAGCAGCCUCUGCAAGAAGGAGUCCAAAAUGCCAGGACUUCCUACCGACGGAUCCUUGGGGCAUGCCUGGUGAGGAGUAGAGGAAACCAGGGCUUUCACCAGACUCUGAAAGCUGUUUGCCUGAAAAAUGGCGUCUAUGCCUCCAGGACCCUCGCAAGAAUAGAUCUGAAUGAAGCCAUCACUCAGCCCAUCUAUGACCAGAUUGAUCCCGUUUUUGGAGGCAUUUUUAGAGCUGGAAUGCCCACUGGUUCCACUUUGCUGCCUCACAUAGAAGCUUUUAAGCACUCCCUGCAGGAGAAAAUGAUGGAAAUUGGAGUAAGAAAUGGCUGGAAAUAUGAAAGCUACAAAAAAAGUUUCCUGAUCCAGGAGAUAAGCGCCAUCCUGGGAGGCCUAGAGGAUUACAUCCUCAGAAAGAAGAGGAGGAUCUAUGAAUCUCUCACCACUUCUGUUCAGAAUGACCUGAAGCCCUGUUAUGAAGAGGCAGCUCAGAUCGCUGGCAAAAAAGCCUGUGAGAGGAUGAAAGAUGUCCUCAGAAGAGGGGUGGAGCGGCAGGUGGCCGAGGGCAUGUUUGAAAGGGCUCAAGAAAGGAUGCGGCACCAAUUUCAGCUACUGAAGAAUGGAAUCACGGAGAAAGUGAAGGGCAGUAUCGCCACCAUGCUGACCCUCGCUUCAUCCCAGGGGGAUGGUCUCUACAAGGAACUUGCAGAUGUCAAAAGUGAAUACAAGGAGAUGGAAAAGCUACACAGAAGCCUGAAAGAGGUUGCUGAAAAUGCGGUGCUGCGGAGAGGCAUGCAAGAUUUCCUUCUGAGAAUGUCCCCAAGCAAAGCUGUUCCCCACAAAGCCUAAAUUUAAUUCUCAGGGCUUAGCACCAAGUAGAUGAAAAAUAAGCUUGGUGCCAAAGAACCAGAAUCACUUCUGUUUUUAAAAAUCUAAUAAAGAACAUCUUCCAAU
Molecule: messenger RNA, 2687 nt
Organism: Mustela erminea (ermine)
Lineage: Eukaryota; Metazoa; Chordata; Mammalia; Carnivora; Mustelidae
Gene: NUGGC
Product: nuclear GTPase, germinal center associated
Exons: 19
Coding region: 198-2582 (794 amino acids)
Molecular function (GO): GTPase activity
Source: RefSeq, a predicted model, not a curated record